Nerophis lumbriciformis (worm pipefish) is the source of this 1764-nucleotide messenger RNA. The record is from RefSeq and is a predicted model, not a curated record. NCBI's taxonomy places the organism in Eukaryota, Metazoa, Chordata, Actinopteri, Syngnathiformes, Syngnathidae.
AUGACCCAAGUGGCUCCGACUCGUCCUGCUGCUUUAACAGCUUUGGCCCCGCCAUCCUCCACCCGGCUGACCAAUAGGAAGACGUCUCCUUGUCGGUCACCGUCCAGUCAGAGGAGCCCCACAGAGCUGUCCGAAGCGCUGCAGGACAAAGAUCGGCGAGUUCAGCGGCAGCUGGAGCGCAGCGGCGAGGAACGUGAGAGCAAAAUGGCGGCGCAAAAGCGCAAGGAGCAACAGCGCCGCCUGGCGGCUGAGGAGAAGCGACGGCAGCAGAAGGAGGCCGAAAAGGAGCGGCUGGAGGCCAUGGUCCGACGGAGAGGCGGCGAGGCGCGGGACCGCCGGGACCACAGGCCCAAGCGAUGGACCUGGGGGGGGCCGCCCGAUGGAGUGGAGGGUAACACUAAGACCCCGCCCUGCCACGCCAUUGGCUCCGCUCUGCCCAAUCAUCUCCCCGCUGCUUCCGGCACCGGCCAAUCCCGUAACGCUUGUGAGUUCCUGGCUCCGCCCAACUCCUCGGACGAACCAAUGAGCAAGCAGCUGUCCAGCUCGUCCUCCAACCUCCACUCCAACGAGACAGUCGCAGCUCCUUCCAACAAGCACAGACCUCACCGAAGUUCAUCCAAUCGCAGGAGCAUCGCCGCGUUCCCUGAUGAGACGUCUCAAGCCAAAACACCAACGGGUGAGGUUCCUCAAGCACCUGUUCGUAGUUCCUCCUUCAAAGCCAGCAGUAAAGGUCCCGCUACACCCAAAAGAAUGCGAGCGAGCCGUAGUCGCGCUCAGUCCCCGUGCUCGCCGGGUCAGUACCCGCCUUCCCCUCUCCGGCAGAGGGCCACCACGCCGGGCGACGACAGGAAGUCCGCCAAAUCAGAAAGCUCUGACAAGAAGAUGCCCAAAUCAUCUAGCAGAGAAUUAUGCGCAGAGUCUCCAGGGACGCCCACGGGCCGCAGCGUAGGGGGCACCAUGGACGCUGAAGAGGCGUCGCGACUGCUAGCUGAGCGGCGGCGCCUAGCUCGGUUACAGAAGGAGCAGGAGGAGCGACAACGGCAGGAAGAAGAACAACUGAGGGCGGAGGAGGAGCGCAGGAGGCAGCAGGAGGCCCGGGAGCUACAGGAGAGAGCGGCUCAGCAGGCCGAGGAGGAGCGAGCCCUGCGGGAAGAAGAGAGGAAGAACAGAGAGGAGGAGGAACGUCGGCAGAAGGAGCAGCGAUGGAAGAACAUGCAGGAGCAGCUGGACAAGGAUAGAGAGGAGGCCUUCCAGCGAGCUCAGAGAGAAGCCGAGAGAAAGAGGAGGGAGCGGGAGCAGCUUCACAUCCAGGAGGAGCAGGAGAGGCAGCAGAGGAAAAAAAGGAUUGAAGAAAUCAUGAGAAGAACACGCAAGAGUGACGUGGAAGCUCCACCGGGUGCAACAGCGUGCGACGCAAGGCCUGAAAUGGCGGCGCUAGUCCUGGAAGAGGACGCUCCGACUCCGUCCGAACCUCCCGCCAUCCUGCUGGGACCACUGGAGAACAAAAGCUGCGUGGACGAACUGUCAGACGGCGUUCAGUCCAUGGACGUCAGUCCGGUGUCCAGGGACGAGACGGCCAGCGCUCAGGAGUUCUCACCGGUGGCGGACGGGCCGGAUCAAGUGACGGACGCCGAACCUCAGGCCUUCCCCAAACUGCAGGGCGGCAGCGGGGUGGGCGACCUUAACGAGAACCUCCUUAUCCAAGCGUACAACACCGCAGCCGCUGAGUCCACUGCGCUUAUUCACGGCCAGGUGGACGUGUGA